Messenger RNA from Trichomonas vaginalis G3, 1323 nucleotides. RefSeq names its product armadillo (ARM) repeat-containing protein family. The record is from RefSeq and is a predicted model, not a curated record. The transcript has a single exon. The coding region runs from base 1 to 1323 and encodes 440 amino acids. NCBI's taxonomy places the organism in Eukaryota, Parabasalia, Trichomonadida, Trichomonadidae.
AUGGAUUAUAAAGAUGACUGUGAAAAUUUACCUGACAGUCGAAGAGUAGGAAACACUUCUAAAUCCAGACUAGAACGCAUAGAGUCGUUUCCAUUUCUUAAAUCAGAUUAUAAAUUUAUACAAAUUUUAAAAGAGUUCUAUCUUUCAUUUGAUUUAUCAGAAGAAUGCUAUAAUGGUCUAUUGGAAUUGAUUGACGAAUGUCCAGCAAACUUUCUCGUUGCUUUAUUAAAAAUAAUUAUCGACUUAUCGGAAGAGGAUGAUGUUAUAUUAAAUUCAAUGCUAGAUGAAGAAAUAUCAAGGAGGCUUACAAUGAAACUAGUUUCAAAAUAUCCUCAAACCAUUGAAGCAAACGUUUAUUUAUUAACUUUUUAUUGUAAAGCACUUGAUGAGCACAAAGUACAAACCAUUCCACAACCAGUAAUAGACUAUCCAUUUAUGCUGACAUCUUCUUUAUCUUCUGAUACAGUUCCUGGAUUUGAAUUUUCUGUUCAACCAAUUGUUCAACUCAAUAAAUUAUCCAACAAAAUGCUUGCAUCUAUGAUAUUGUCUGGAUUUAUUGAUGCCAAAGAAAGACUUGAAGAAUGUUUACAUAAAUUUUUAUAUUCUGCUCAAUCUCCAUUUGAAGAAGUCGUAUUAUCAGGAUUAGUAUCGAUAUCGAAUGUAUCUGCAACAUAUCCAGAUGAAUUCGGUACAAUAUUCCAAAGCAGUGAGUUUUUGCAUCAAUUAAUUAAAUUCGUUGGAAGAAAUCAGUCUGAUUGCAUACAAAUAGCAGCUCUUGAUAUAUUUAUCAAUUUAACAGCAGCAAAAGAUGAAAGAGCUGUUUGUUUCUUGUUAGAUUUAGGAUUUUUAGAUUUGUUGUCAAUAAGAGGUCGAAGUCAAGAGUUCACUGAGACAUUUUGUGAAUUUAUGCAAAAUGUCUUCUGCUGUGGCGAGUUUGUGAUAGAAAUUGCUCUUAAAUCCGAAGCAAUCGAGAAUUUGAUAUUUUUACUACAAAAUGGAUCACUUAAUAUAAAGGUCAAGGCAUCGUUGGCGUUCUCUGCGUUGAUGACAACAGAUUUGGCUCUAGAUUUCUUUUCAACUCAUGAAAUUUUGGAUUUAAUUUUCGAAACAAUUGAGUCUUUUGAUAAAGGACAGUUAGACUCGUUUUCUAUAUGCGCAUUAUCAUUGUUUUCAAAAGCUGAUACGGCAAAAAAUGUCCAAAUUUUGCAAUCUUUUUAUAACGAUGAUUUUAUAGAGAAUAUACAAGAAAUAUUAGAUGGAAAUUACGAAAAUGAGUAUCUCAGCAGAUUGGAGCACUUCUUGAUUGAAAGUGAUGAAAAAUAG